Molecule: messenger RNA, 1264 nt
Organism: Pyrus x bretschneideri (Chinese white pear)
Lineage: Eukaryota; Viridiplantae; Streptophyta; Magnoliopsida; Rosales; Rosaceae
Exons: 2
Coding region: 426-1004 (192 amino acids)
Source: RefSeq, a predicted model, not a curated record
GGAUGAUGAGCUGAGUUGUAGUUAGUGAGUGAGUGAGUUGAGAGGAUAAGGUUUUUACGGAAAUCAGUGACAAGUUUUCUGGUGCAGACCAAUACUUCUUCUCCACCCUUCCCAUCACCAUAAAUACAUAUUUAAUAAUCCAACUUUUUUAUUUUAUUUUAUGUAUUUGCAUACAUAGAAAUAUAUGUGUGUGAGAGGCAAAGUCUCUUCAGCAUGCAGCACUGACUCUUUUUUCGCAUGGAUCGUAAAAAAUGCUUCUGAUAUUAUCAUGAUCUGGUUUCUCGGUUUGCUAAAUACACCUCCCCUGUUUCGCAAUCCACCCGAAGUUCCAUCUUUUAUCUACUUCUGGCCACUCCUUUCCUUGGGCUUCUGGUUUUUUCUGAUAAAUCAACCUCCACACUGACCAUUUUCAGAGCAACCCACCAAUGACAGAUUGGAGUGGUAUGAUGAGCAAACCCAGUGGUUUUGGUGGGGGAAGAAAUAAUGAAGAUUUUGAAGAAGAAGAUGUGUGGAGUUUUGUGAAGUCUCAUAAUAAUAACUCACCUGUUACUGCUGCUGCUUCUUUUUCUUCUUCGCCUUCGUCCUCCUCUGCAUCUGCAUGGCGCCUCCCUACUGCUCUAAGAACAAUCCCAAGCGCCAAUAGUAAUCCUCCAGCUGUCCAUGAAGUCCAAAAAUCUGCUCCAGUGGCAAUCCCUGAUUGGUCAAAAAUUUAUGGCAAGAGUGCGAAGAUCGGUUCUUGGGUUCAUCACCAUGAUGAUGGUGAUGUGCAUGGUGUCAAUGGUGAUGGCGAUGGUGAUGGUAAUGGUAAUGGUGAUGGUGGUGAUAAUGAUGAUGGUGGCGAUGAUGAUGGCAUGGUUCCUCCACAUGAAUGGCUUGCCAGAAAGCUUGCAAGAAGCCAGAUUUCAUCAUUCUCUGUGUGCGAAGGGAUUGGAAGAACACUCAAAGGAAGAGACCUCAGCAAAGUAAGGAAUGCCAUUUUGACUAAAACUGGUUUUUUAGAGUAAUUAUUUGGAACAAGUCCGUCCAAUUAAUAUAACGUCAAUGUUUAGAAAUGUUAGUUAACCGGCUUAGGUAAGUCGUUCUAUAUUUCAAGUGCUCAUUUCUUUUGUAUGGAAGUGGAACGAGGUGGAGAGUCUUGUGGCUAAGAGAAAAUCAGAGGUGCUUCAAGUGAAAAAAAUGGAAUUAAGAACCAUUUGGCAGCCUCUGAGAUUUUGUAUGGUGGUCACUACUAGUCAAGUAAACAAGGAAUUAGAAAAUCUUGAUG